AGUUUUUGACAGCGUUGCUAGCUCUUGUUGUGUUGUGUGUAAAAAAUGGAAUUUAUUGUUGUUCUAUCCUAGGAUAAAAGCUGUUAACGUUUUGUUUAUUAUCCUUUUACUUUAUUUAAACAAAAAUGGCAGUUUACGUGACAAAAGCUAUGAUGUCCAAGUUUCAGAAAACAGAAUUUUGGCCUGUAUCAAUGGAAACCGAUGCACAAGCGUCUACCAGUAAUGACCACUGGCACAAAAUUGCUUUCGAAAGUAAAAAAAGUGGCGGCUUAGCAAGAGGACUGAUAUGCAGAGUCUGUGGGAGGAAUGGUGUCAUGCCGUUGACGGAAAGAAUAAAUGGUGUUGAAAUCAUGACUUGCAUUGAAAGGAUUACUAAUGUGACAAUUGACCUUGAAGAUUCACUGCCGAAAUACAUCUGCAAUGAUUGUCUGGAAGUGUUAAGGGCAGCAAUUAAUUUUAAGGAAACUUGUGAAAUAUCAGACAGAAAGUUUAGGAGAAUAUUAAAUCCUAUGGGUGAUCCUGCUCUCCAUUCUUAUCCAUAUUCUAAACAUGACUUCCAUAUGAUACUGAAUCAGAUGAAAGAGAAACGUCAAAGGGCUGAGGAAAAAAGAGAAAGACUGCGUAAAAAACAAGAAAGAAUAGAACAAAGAAAAGUGCCUAAAAUAAAGCAGUUCAAAUGCUCUCCAUGCGACAUGACAUUUCCAAACAAGGAGAAGCUAACUCUACACAGACGCGAGCGGCAGUGCAUGCGGCGCGCCUGCGACAUCUGCGGGCAGCUCGUGGUCAGCAUCCCGCAGCACAUGCGCUACAUCCACAAGCAGGUCGUGCAGCACAAGUGCCCCACCUGCGGCAAGGAGUUCCCCGUCAUCGCCCGGCUCAAGAACCACAUGUGAGUGGCUUAUAGACGCGAGCGGCAGUGCAUGCGGGCGGCUCGUGGUCAGCAUCCCGCAGCACAUGCGCUACAUCCACAAGCAGGUCGUGCAGCACAAGUGCCCCACCUGCGGCAAGGAGUUCCCCGUCAUCGCCCGGCUCAAGAACCACAUGUGAGUGGCUUAUAGACGCGAGCGGCAGUGCAUGCGGGCGGCUCGUGGUCAGCAUCCCGCAGCACAUGCGCUACAUCCACAAGCAGGUCGUGCAGCACAAGUGCCCCACCUGCGGCAAGGAGUUCCCCGUCAUCGCCCGGCUCAAGAACCACAUGUGAGUGGCUUAUAGACGCGAGCGGCAGUGCAUGCGGGCGGCUCGUGGUCAGCAUCCCGCAGCACAUGCGCUACAUCCACAAGCAGGUCGUGCAGCACAAGUGCCCCACCUGCGGCAAGGAGUUCCCCGUCAUCGCCCGGCUCAAGAACCACAUGUGAGUGGCUUAUAGACGCGAGCGGCAGUGCAUGCGGGCGGCUCGUGGUCAGCAUCCCGCAGCACAUGCGCUACAUCCACA
Messenger RNA from Ostrinia nubilalis (European corn borer), 1432 nucleotides. Its product is annotated as zinc finger protein kipf-like. The coding region runs from base 126 to 893 and encodes 255 amino acids. The transcript has 5 exons. The record is from RefSeq and is a predicted model, not a curated record. Gene Ontology annotation, molecular function: zinc ion binding; DNA-binding transcription factor activity, RNA polymerase II-specific. NCBI's taxonomy places the organism in Eukaryota, Metazoa, Arthropoda, Insecta, Lepidoptera, Crambidae. Gene Ontology annotation, biological process: regulation of transcription by RNA polymerase II. Gene Ontology annotation, cellular component: nucleus.